CAGGACACUGCAUUGCUGCUCUCCAGCACCACAGGACAGACAGGAAAAAGGCAGCCUAGUACAUUACCCUAUGUGUUUUUCCCCCAUUUUCUGUCUCUCUCUCUCUCUCUCUCUCUCUCCAUGCAUGUCAUGUGUGAUCAGGCACAGUGUGUAUGUUUGAAGAAUGAGAAUAAGAAGUGGAUGGUGAAGCCUGUGGUGAGCCAAAGAUUCAGUCUGACUUUACUGAGACAGUUUUUGUGUGAUCAUCAGGAGCAAACUGAAAGAAGAAAAAAUUAUUUUUUAGUUUUAAAAAAAAUGAUUUUUCUCUUUACACAACAUGUCACACCUCCAGUGGAGCCUUGGUGCUGAUCAGGGUGGCUUCUAUGCUGGAAGCUUGGAGGCUUGAAGGACUGCUGCUGGGGACACUUCUUGACUCUACAUCACCAGAGAGGUGGACGCAUCAUCAGGCUUCAGGGGAAUUGCCAAGACCUGUUUCAUGCAUGUCCACUGGCGGCAGGUUCAACUUUGACGAUGGGGGGUCAUACUGCGGAGGGUGGGAGGAGGGCAAGGCACAUGGCCACGGGAUCUGCACAGGACCGAAAGGCCAGGGUGAAUACUGUGGGUCCUGGGCCCAUGGCUUUGAACUGCUGGGCGUCUACACAUGGCCCAGUGGGAACACCUACCAGGGCAUCUGGGCUCAGGGCAAGAGACAUGGCCUGGGCAUUGAGAAUAAAGGCCGCUGGGUGUACAAGGGUGAGUGGACACAUGGCUUUAAGGGACGCUAUGGUGUACGGGAGAGCACGGGGACGAGUGGGAAGUACGAGGGGACAUGGAACAACGGCUUGCAAGAUGGCUACGGAACAGAGACGUACUCAGAUGGAGGAACAUUUCAGGGCCAGUGGGUUGGCGGGAUGCGGCAUGGCUAUGGAGUUCGUCAGAGUGUGCCAUAUGGUAUGGCGGCCGUCAUUCGCUCCCCACUCCGUACCUCCAUAAACUCCCUCCGCUCCAGUUCAGAGCACAGCAAUGGUACAGCUCUGCUAGACCGGUCUGGAGUGGUUGUUCCUGGUCCUCCUCCUGUUCCUGGCACUCUGACCACCAGCAUCUCCAUAUGCAGCACAGGCAGCAGCGGCAGCAGCCCCGCAGUGUCUCGUGGAGGUUUUGUGCUGACCGCACACAGUGAGGCUGAGCUGCUGAAGGGAAAGAGCGGGCUGUUCAGGAGGUCUAUCCUGUCUGGACUCAAGCUGAGGAAGUCAGAGUCCAGGAGCUCUCUGGCCUCACAGAGGUCUAAACAGAGCUCAUUCAGGAGCGAAGCGGGAAUGAGUACUGUGUCCUCUGCCGCAUCUGAUAUCAACUCUACUAUCAGUCUCGGAGAUGCAGAUGCGGACCUGGCAGUUGCUGAUGAUGAUGUGGAUGCCACAGCAACAGAGACCUACUGUGGGGAGUGGAAGAAUGACAAGCGGACAGGAUUUGGUGUCAGUCGGCGGUCCGAUGGGCUACAGUACGAGGGGGAAUGGCUCAGCAAUAAGCGCCAUGGCUACGGCUGUACUACAUUUCCUGAUGGCACAAAAGAGGAAGGGAAGUACAAGCAGAACAUUCUGGUCAGUGGGAAGAGGAAAAACCUCAUCCCCCUACGAGCCAGUAAGAUCAGAGAAAAGGUGGACCGAGCUGUGGUAGGAGCACAGAAGGCCACUGACAUCGCCCGGCAGAAGGCUGAGAUCGCUUUGUCAAGGACGGCUCAUGCACAGGGCAAAGCAGAGGCAGCGGUGGCAGCAGCUCAAAAAGCCCAGGACGAGAGUCGCAUAGCCAGGGUCACUGCCAAGCAGUACUCCCCUUCCUUCCAGCACCCAAGAAAUGGUAUGGAGGUGCAGCGUCCCAACCGUCAGGUCUCCAGCGAAGUGGAGGGUGAGGGGUUGUCGAGUAGUGCUGGCACGGCUGACAGCCCUGACCUUUAUGUGAAGAGUGGAGCCUCUGAUGACCCCUCUAAUGAUGCUGCCACGCCUGACCUCAGCCCCCCUUCUUCAUCACCUCCACACACUCCACCUAACCUUGCCCGGCCAUCUCAGCGCAGUAAGAGUGCUCGCUUCCACCGGCAGAGUGCCGUGGACCAUGGAGACAGGGGAAAGGAGGGAGGAGAAAGAGGUGAGAAGGGUGGGGGAGGAGGGCAGACACAGAUCCAAGUGUUGAUGGAGGGAGGUAGCGGGGGAGGUGAAGGUGGUGGAGGAGGAGGGAAGGGGGACUAUUCACAGGCCAACAGCUGGAGUGAGGACAAGAGGAGAGGGAUGUUGUCAAAAAGAGGAGGUGGGGUCAGCGGACGAGGAGCAAAUCGGACCAAUGGACACAAACACAGCUCCUCCAAUCACAAGUCGCGGGAGCACUGCUCAUCCAAUCACAGACAAGCCAGAGGGGAGAAAUGGACAGAGUCGUCCUCAUCUGCUUCUUGGACAUCUGGGCACAGGGGAGUGCAUAGCAGAGGAGCCCGGCUACUGGAGCAGGACGAGGAGAAGAUUAGCAACUAUGAGAUGGAGAUGAAGCCUUUACAGCCCAGAGACUCCACUACCCACAAGCCCCAUGGGCAUGGAGAUGAGAGGCACGGACACAGUCACGCUCAUGGAGAGGGCCGCUCACACACAGUACAGAGACAGAGACAUAAGAACUGUGAUGGUAGGGAGGGAAGAGAAGGAAGAGAGGAGAAAGAGGGGGCCAAAGACUCAGUGCACAACCUGGACAGACCGGGAGAGAAGAUGGAUUCACGGCCUCUACGCCGAGACCUCACACUCUCCCCGCCUCUGAGGUCCAACCCCAUCACACCUGAACGGCAGGACCACACCCCCACGCAGAGCAAAGGAAACUCGGCCUACAGCUCUAUCCUGGUUGUCAUGGUGAUUCUGCUCAACAUUGGAGUGGCUAUUUUGUUUAUCCACUUUUUUAUUUAAAGACAGCACUGCUUUCAGAGUCAGCCUAUCUGUGCUACAACAACUAUAAAUUCAUAUGAGUAUUAUAACCAAUCUGCUGCCCCUUCGUGUGUCUGGCGAGAGGGCCGCUACCAGCUGAGGGAAGACUGAGACCAAGGAGGGCUCCACCAUCAUUUCAGCUAAAGGUGGCUAACCCAGCCUAACCUCAGCUAAGCUUAGUCCAGUUGUGGUGAAGUGUGUAGCCCAGAAGUGGACGAAACAGGCAUGAACCAGUCCAGGGAACGGGACUAACUAACUACAGGGAGAAGAGAGUGAGCUUCAGUAGUUCACACAUAAACUGGAGUGGGCUGAACCGGUCUGAUUCCCAGGGCCCGAGAGACGCAGCUGUCAUUACAGCAAGAUGUCUGCUUACACUCUCUGCAGACAGGACUGACAAGACAGACUUUUUCCUUGUCAAAUCAUAGUUUUCAACAGAUUUGUAACUUCAAAUUUAUUUAUUAACAUUCUCUCUCAUGUACAAUAUGUUGAUGGAUAUAUUCUUUAUUUUGUAACCCUCCACCCCUCCUUAUAUGUACCUAUCACUCCGACCGUUUAGUUCCUCCACCUGCCCAGGUCUUAUUAUUGAUGGUUUAAAGUCUGUGUCUAUGUGUGUGUGUGUGUGUUGCUUUAGUUCCCAAGUGUGUGCUGUCUGGAUACUGGUUGAUGGCUACCUGUCACACACACAAACACACAGACAUUGCAUCUACCCCAUCCUCAUCUGUCCUUGUUCUGAUGUCUGUCUCCUAUAAUUCUUCAUCUUGAGUAGGGACUAAGGCAGUGUCUGUGUGUGUGUUUGUGUGUGUGUGUGUGUGUGUGUGUGUGUGCAUGAUCCCCAAGUAGCUCAGUGGCCUUUCACAGUGUUCAUGAAAUUUACAAGAGCAUUACAUGAGAAUGCAGUCACUGCUCAACCUAUGUCUAUCCCACUAGCAUCAGCUGACAGCUGCACUUUCUCUGUCUCUUCUUCCCACUCUCUCCCACCUCCACACAUACCAGAGGAAUGAGCUUCCACUGAGUUUGUGGUAGUUCAAAACAGACCAUCCAUGGUGAAGCUCUGUGCCUAUUGGCAGAAGUAUUUAGAGGAGAUACUGCCUUCAGUGAGGUGUGUAGAACAUUAAAAUAUAGCUUAAAAGACAAAAUUGUAUUGAUAAAUCAGUGUCUCAGACUGCUUCUCUCAAAACUUAACCUGGAGAUGACAAUAUAUUUUAUACUAUACUUGGAAGACGUCUUUACCUGUCACCAUCUGCCUUGUUUUUGUAGUGCAAAUUGUUAAAAGUACAACAAUGCAUGCAUAUGUGCUGUAAUGUUGUAGUUGUGCACUGAAUCUGAAAGCAAAUAAAAAUGCUUCAGAAACACAUGCAGUAUUUUAAGUUUUGAUGGGAGCAGUGUUUGGAGAGCAGGCUGACGCUGGGCGAGAGGUGGAGUAGGAGUUAAAGGAAACCAGAAGAAGUUUGUAUGUGGGGCUAAGUGACACCCUGUGCAGUCUGAAAUGAACAAAGGUUUUGAGAGAAUUUUAGUUAAAUGAUGCAAGUCUUCUGUAGCAUAACAGGAACCAGUGGCCAACACUGAGGUCAGGAUUUAGCGCCUCAGCUCUUCAGCUUCUCCUCCACCAAUCCAAGAACCUUAGCAACUAAAAUACAGUCAGAAGUACCCGUCACAAUUUGUCUGUUUUUAUAGUUGAACAAAACACUAAGUUGUUCUAUGUUUCUCUUAAACCCAUCUGGCAGACCAGCCUCUGUAUUUGUUUGCAUGUGUGUACAUGAAUGCUCAUGGAAGUGUGUGAACAUGUGUGUGCAUCCACCUUCCACGUGAUGGGAUGGGGUGGCUGAGCCUGUUGCCAUCGAUAACAAGUUCCAGGGGGCAGGGAGGAUCGCUGUUGUUCUUCUGUUUGACAGUGUUUCUCAAAGACAGCUCAAA
This is a messenger RNA of Monopterus albus (swamp eel), 4844 nucleotides long. RefSeq names its product junctophilin 3b (gene jph3b). Gene Ontology annotation, biological process: regulation of synaptic plasticity. Gene Ontology annotation, cellular component: endoplasmic reticulum membrane; plasma membrane; junctional membrane complex. Lineage: Eukaryota; Metazoa; Chordata; Actinopteri; Synbranchiformes; Synbranchidae. The record is from RefSeq and is a predicted model, not a curated record.